AACCAAAGAAAUAAUGUUUCCCGGAAAGAAGCAACCGAUUGUCUAUAUCUCCCGUAGUGAUUGUUUCAGCGCAUGCCAUCGUCUUCAUUCAAAAGAACUCUCCGCCGAGGAAAAUCAGAAAAUAUUUGGUAAAUGUAAUAAUCCAAACGGACAUGGUCAUAACUAUAAAGUCGAUGUGACUCUUCGUGGUCCUGUUGACCCUGUGACCGGAAUGGUGCUUAAUCUUACAGAUCUGAAAGCUUGCAUGGAAAAAGCGUUUAUGUCAACGCUUGAUCAUAAAAAUUUGGAUUUAGACGUGGACUAUUUUAAAGAUAAAGUCAGCACAGCAGAGAAUAUUGCAGUGUAUAUUUGGGAGAGAAUGGCUGAACAACUUACACCUGGACUUUUAUAUGAGGUCAAAGUGCAUGAAACUGAAAAGAAUAUUACUAGUUAUAGAGGUGAACAGUCAGAAUAACGUGUGUCAACUCAUGUUUGAUGUCACAAAAGUAACAGGAAACUGUGCGAUUAAGUACACAUCGCAGCUGUAACGAAAUAAUUUGGCACUUGCUAAAACCAUAAAGUUAAGACGGCAUCAGUUAGGUUACCUGUCACUCCUGUCCACCA
This is a messenger RNA of Ruditapes philippinarum (Manila clam), 603 nucleotides long. Its product is annotated as 6-pyruvoyl tetrahydrobiopterin synthase-like. The record is from RefSeq and is a predicted model, not a curated record. Gene Ontology annotation, molecular function: 6-pyruvoyltetrahydropterin synthase activity. Lineage: Eukaryota; Metazoa; Mollusca; Bivalvia; Venerida; Veneridae. Bases 14 to 454 code for a protein of 146 amino acids. The transcript has a single exon. Gene Ontology annotation, cellular component: mitochondrion. Gene Ontology annotation, biological process: tetrahydrobiopterin biosynthetic process.